Messenger RNA from Boleophthalmus pectinirostris (great blue-spotted mudskipper), 834 nucleotides. It is a transcript of the gene cacng5b, whose product is annotated as calcium channel, voltage-dependent, gamma subunit 5b. Bases 4 to 834 code for a protein of 276 amino acids. Gene Ontology annotation, molecular function: voltage-gated calcium channel activity; channel regulator activity. Gene Ontology annotation, cellular component: postsynaptic density membrane; AMPA glutamate receptor complex. The record is from RefSeq and is a predicted model, not a curated record. Lineage: Eukaryota; Metazoa; Chordata; Actinopteri; Gobiiformes; Gobiidae. The transcript is spliced from 5 exons. Gene Ontology annotation, biological process: transmission of nerve impulse; regulation of AMPA receptor activity; neurotransmitter receptor transport, postsynaptic endosome to lysosome.
ACCAUGAGUGCGUGCAGCAGAAAGGCCUUGACCCUCCUCAGCAGUGUGUUUGCUCUGAGCGCUCUGGGGCUGCUGGGAGUGGCCGUCAGCACAGACUACUGGCUCUACCUGGAGGAGGGCGUCAUCAUACCGCUCAACCAGACCACGGACAUCAAGAGCUCCCUGCACUCAGGCCUGUGGAGGGUCUGCUUUCUCGUCGGUGAAGAGACCGGUCGCUGCUUCACCAUUGAGUACAUUAUGCCCAUGAAUGCGCAGAUGACAUCGGAGUCCACUGUAAAUGUGUUAAAGAUGAUCCGCUCUGCCACACCCUUUCCUCUUGUCAGUCUGUUCUUCAUGUUUAUCGGUUUCGUCCUGAACAAUAUUGGACAUGUUCGCCCACACCGCACCAUCCUGGCCUUCGUCUCGGGCAUCUUCUUCAUCCUCUCAGGCUUGGCUCUAGUGGUUGGCCUGGUGCUGUACAUUUCCAGUAUCAAUGAUGAAGUUUUGAAUCGGCCCAAGAGCAGUGAGGCCUACUUUUCCUAUAAGUAUGGAUGGUCUUUUGCUUUUGCCGCCAUCUCUUUCCUGCUCACAGAGAGUGCUGGUGUCAUGUCAGUGUAUCUGUUCAUGAAGCGAUACUCAGCAGAGGAGAUGUACCAGCCGCGUCACGCCGCCUUCUACCGUCCGCGCCUCAGUAACUGCUCAGACCACUCAGGACAGUUCCUGCACCCAGAGGCCUGGUCUCGAGGUCGAAGCCCCUCAGACAUUUCCAGUGACGCGUCCCUCCAGAUGAGCACCAGUUACCCCGCACUGCUCAAAUGCCCCGAAUAUGACCAAGUGUCCUCCUCUCCAUGCUGA